Molecule: messenger RNA, 231 nt
Organism: Prunus armeniaca (apricot)
Lineage: Eukaryota; Viridiplantae; Streptophyta; Magnoliopsida; Rosales; Rosaceae
Source: the annotation of a GenBank genome assembly
AUGUUCACCUCACACAACGACAACUACGACAAUUCCUCCCUCUGCCAACUCCGCCUUAUUCUCUUCUCUCUUUCCAUUGACGGCAUGGCGCAGAAGAAAACAACACAAAAUUUGCUGACUUGGUGUCUGUCUUCAGUGGAAGGAAAUGAUGAAGCUAUCCUAUCAUGGAGUUUCUAUGGUCUUGCCAAUAACCAGGUUUUUGAGGUUGAGGCAAUGACCCUUCAAUUUUGA